GUUCUUAAGAGGGGAUCUCACUUGAGAGAUCUUGAGAAUUUUUUUGUUACUUUUGUCUCUGAUUCAGUUUGUUUGAUUAUUUCAUUUUAUUUUUUUUUACAAAUUUUUGAGAAAGGGUUUUUGGAGGGUUUUUAGAAUUUUUUUUCACCAUGUUGGGUUCUAGAAAAUCUAGAGCCAAACCAAGACCUCAAUCUUUGAAGGUGACAAGGAAAUUGCGGAUUGUUUAUGAUGAUCCUUAUGCAACUGAAUCAUCAUCCGAAGAUGAGUCUCAGCCGAAGCGAGUAAGGCGGGGAUGUGUCGAGAUGCCUCUUCCUCUUAUGCCUGUUGUAUCAGCUGUUGUUGAAGUAUCAACUCCUCAAAAUUCCUUCUAUGAAGAGAAGAUGGCUGCAAGGAGGAAGAGUUGUCUCUCGAUGCGACGAGCUCAAACCACCAAGAAGAGGUCUGUUCCAUCUGUUACUCCGACUACAAAGAGACAAUCUUCUGCAAAGUACCGAGGAGUUCGAAUGAGGAAAUGGGGAAAAUGGGCCGCGGAGAUUCGUGAUCCGUUCAAAGGGGCUAGAAUCUGGCUUGGAACUUAUAACACUGCUGAAGAAGCUUCUCAGGCUUAUGAAUCCAAAAGGCUUCAAUUUGAAAUGGAAGCUAAAGCAAUGGAAGAAAAUGCAUGCAUCAACCAUAACAAUAGUUGCUCCAUCAACAAUAGCAACAAUGCACCAGCACCGGCUGCAACUAACUCAUCGGCUGAUGCUGCUAAUGCUUCUGUGUCAGAAAAGUUUUCGACAACAGAAGAUUCAGAGAUGUUCUCGCAUACAUCACCUUCGUCCGUGCUUGAAUUGGAUACUCUAGCCUCCAAUGUGACAGAGAAGGUUGAAGAUGAUGAAAUGGUGGCUUGUCAACUUGAAGAGUUAGAAAUUCCAGAUCUGAGUGUUUUGAACUUGCCCGAGCCUCCUGUUACUGCUGCAGAGAAUCCAAUUGGAACUGAUAUCAAUUUUGGGUUUGGAUUUGAUUUUGAUCGGUUUAACAUCGAUGAUUUUGGACCAGAUUUCGACGAUUUUGGUGACUUUAAGGAUAUUCACAUCCAUGGCUUCGAUGAUAAUGAGCCUAGUGAACUUCCUGAUUUCGAUUUUGGAGCUGAUGACGAUGAAUUUGCUGGUUGGAUUGAAGAGUCAUUCCAACCUAACAUAUCAUGUGUCUAAGUUUUGUAGUCGAUUGUAGGAGGACUAGUACUAUGUUCUAGAUUUUGUCAGAGACAAUGUAGUUUUGUGAGACAAGUUCUGAGAUUUUGAUAGUAAUUCUAUGAUCAUUUUCAGUUUUUAAGUUUUAUGAAGGAGUUAUAUUGGAUCCUUUGGUUUUCUUGUGCUAUUAGAGCCGUCCUAAGGGUUCUUAAAUUUAUAGUUGCUACUGCCUUAUAAUGUAAUAAAAUGGCUGAAUGAAUUUUAAUGCAUUGUUUUCUUUUACAUUCA
Vicia villosa (hairy vetch) is the source of this 1460-nucleotide messenger RNA. RefSeq names its product ethylene-responsive transcription factor ERF118-like. The transcript has a single exon. Gene Ontology annotation, biological process: regulation of DNA-templated transcription. NCBI's taxonomy places the organism in Eukaryota, Viridiplantae, Streptophyta, Magnoliopsida, Fabales, Fabaceae. The record is from RefSeq and is a predicted model, not a curated record. Bases 150 to 1193 code for a protein of 347 amino acids. Gene Ontology annotation, molecular function: DNA binding; DNA-binding transcription factor activity.